Messenger RNA from Geosmithia morbida, 705 nucleotides. RefSeq lists its product as uncharacterized. The coding region runs from base 1 to 705 and encodes 234 amino acids. The transcript has a single exon. The record is from RefSeq and is a predicted model, not a curated record. Lineage: Eukaryota; Fungi; Ascomycota; Sordariomycetes; Hypocreales; Bionectriaceae.
AUGCAGCGCCGCAUCGCCCGCAACCCUGCGCUCCGUCACAAGCUCAACCAGAUGAGGCUCAACCUCUCGCCCCUCGUCCAGAUCACCACCGGACAGGUCCAUCCCGACUUCCCCCGCACCGUCCUGCAGUUCUGGCUCCUGACCGACCACCAGCUCGAGUCCAUCGCCGACUUCUACCACCAGCGCCGGCCCUCCGACCUCACCUACCUGUACCCUUGCCCCGUCGCCUGGGACUCCAACCUGCCUCUCGAGGCCAAGAGGCGCAGGAUCGGCAGCUUCAUCGGUCUGAGGGGAUGCUGCCAUCCUCUCACCUCUCCUCCUCCUCCUCCUCCUCCUCCUCAUUCUUCUCCUCCUCAUCCUUCUCCUCCUUCUUCUUCUCCUCCUCCUCCUCCUCCUCCUUCUUCCACCCAUCAUCGCAACCAUCGCACCAUCAACACAACCGCCGCCGCCGCCGCCGCCGCCGCUACUGCUGCUGCUGCUGCUACUGCCGCUAUUACUGCUACUGCUCCUGUUACUACUACUCCUACCACCACCACCACCGCUGCUGCUACCCCUACCAUCACCCUCCCUUCCAAGGAGAAGCCCAUCCAUCUCAAGUCGGAACGCGACAUUGCCGACGAGGCUCGCUUCGCCGCAAGAGCCGCUCACGACCAGGAUCUCGCGAGGCCAAAGUUGGCCUGCUGGCGCCCUCGCUCCGACUUCUGA